Molecule: messenger RNA, 330 nt
Organism: Coffea arabica (coffee)
Lineage: Eukaryota; Viridiplantae; Streptophyta; Magnoliopsida; Gentianales; Rubiaceae
Source: RefSeq, a predicted model, not a curated record
AUGAACUUAGAAGAGGCCGGUGCCCAACGAAAGUUGAAUUUACAAGAAUUGGAGGAGAUCCGGAACGAAACCUAUGAAAAUGCACUAAUUUACAAGGAGAGGAGUCGGGUAUUUCAUGACCAACAAAUCUCUAGAAAAACCUUUGAAGUUGGUCAGAAGGUCCUCCUGUACCAAUCCAGGCUUAAGCUCUUCCCAGUUGAAAUCCAGAGUGUUAAGACAGACAACAAGUUUGUGGUGAAUGGACACCGUCUCAAACAUUAUUAUGAAAGUUUUUCAAGUGGAGAAGUGGAGACAAUAAGUCUAGACGCACCACCGUGUCCUAAUCAGUGA